GUCUGUGUGCUACAGGAAGCUGCUGCACCGGAAUCUGAAGAAUUUGAGGUGUCCGCCAAGUCUGCUGCUCAUCGGCUCUCUGUGUCUCCAGCUGCACGAAACUCUGCGGACACGCUGUUAAGCAAAGAGGAAAAAUGUCUCAGGCCGACAAAAUGAAGCAGGGCCAGUUCACCAACCCUGAGACCCCAGGGUACGUUGGAUUUGCCAACCUGCCUAAUCAGGUUCACCGCAAGUCCGUAAAAAAAGGAUUUGAGUUUACAUUGAUGGUAGUAGGUGAAUCUGGACUUGGAAAAUCCACCUUGAUCAACAGCCUGUUCCUCACUGACCUUUACCCCGAGAGAGUCAUCCCUGGAGCUGCAGAAAAGAUAGAAAGGACGGUUCAGAUUGAGGCGUCGACCGUAGAAAUUGAGGAGCGAGGAGUAAAGCUCCGUCUCACUGUGGUAGACACACCAGGAUACGGAGACGCCAUCAACAGCCAAGACUGUUUCAGCACCAUCAUCAGCUACAUUGAUGACCAGUUUGAGCGCUACCUCCAUGAUGAGAGUGGUCUAAAUCGAAGACAUAUUGUUGACAAUAGAGUUCACUGCUGCUUCUAUUUCAUUUCCCCACUCGGCCAUGGCCUGAAACCCCUGGAUGUUCAGUUUAUGAAGGCCAUCCACAAUAAGGUCAACGUGGUUCCUGUCAUCGCCAAGGCAGACACGCUCACCCUCAGAGAGAGGGAGAGGCUCAAGCGCAGGAUUCUGGAUGAGAUCGAUGAACAUGGCAUCAAGAUUUACCACCUUCCUGACGCUGAGUCGGAUGAGGAUGAGGACUUCAAAGAGCAGACCAGGAUCCUCAAGGCAAGCAUCCCAUUCGCAGUGGUUGGAUCCAACCAGCAGAUUGAGGCCAAAGGGAAGAAGGUGAGGGGCCGCCUGUACCCCUGGGGGGUGGUGGAGGUGGAGAAUCCAGAACACAACGACUUCCUCAAGCUGCGGAUCAUGCUGAUAACCCACAUGCAGGAUCUACAGGAAGUGACUCAGGACCUUCACUACGAGAACUUCCGCUCGGACCGCCUCAAACGGGGUGGCAGGUUGUCCUCCCAUGGUUACAUUCUGCCUCUGUCUCCUGCAAAAGGACCGGAGCCGGAGGAAAUGGACAAGGAUAUGAUCCUGCAGGAGAAGGAGGCUGAGUUGAGACGUAUGCAGGAGAUGAUUGCUAAGAUGCAGGCCCAGAUGCAGAAGCAGGGAGACGAAGGAGACGGCCCACAUGUGUGAAAAGCCUGAGCAGAUAUUUGAGCCACUGCUCGAGUUUGACCGGAUAGAGAGACGGACGAUGGCAGUGAACGUGUAAAGGCGAUCUGGUUAUUGACUCAUACUGCUUGCCACUAUCUUUUUUUUUUUCUCCAAUCCAUCAUGGGAUCUGGAGAUAUUUUUUUUUAUAAAUACAGUAAAGUAUAUUCAAACAGUGUUAUGUUUAUAUAUUUUCACACGGUUCUAUUUCUUUGUUUUUAUUUUAAAUGAAGUCACGUGACCCAUCUUUUUAAAAACGAUGGCAUAUAUCUUUGAUACAAACUCCAUUUUUUGUUCCCCCUUUUUUUUGCUAUUUAGAAAACCAAAGUACUGCUGCCUGUAUUCAGUGCUGUUAUUUCUAAAAACAUCUUUUAGAGUACGUGCUAACAUCGCUCUGUGAAAGAGCUUCAUUGGGAGAGUCGGCUAUGGUGAAAACCAGUAGCAGAAGUAGCUUUUUCUGCCAUAGUUAUGCCAUAAUCUCUGUAUUCUUUUUGUCAAGAGGAAACACAAUUCCAUAUUCCCUCUGGUUAGGAAAUGACCACACAAGAUCCCCAUUAAUUAGCUCAGUGUUAAUCAUGUUACCCUCCUCAUCUGCAUGCAACUCUUGACCCCAUCUGGUCAAAUUUUCAGGUGAAAUUUCCCUCUGGUGCUGUGUUUGGAUCGGCUUCUCCCUUUACUGCCCAAGUCUUAUCCAUUAGUGCAGUUCUCAGAUCAGUGUCUUUAAUGGCAUUCAAGUGUCGUUAAGCUCCUUUUGAGUUUGAUAUUGAAUAAAUAAACUGUGACCCUUGACCUCUUACAGUCUUCCUGUAGACCUGACAAAUGAAGGACGUGCAAAUGAGGUGCGAUGCCUCUGUUUGGUGCUUUCAAUCAACUAGAAGUAAUGGUUACUCCAUGUUUCCUCCACACUGUAAAGUGAAGUCAUAUGCCAGGGAGCAUUAACUGUUGUGUGUUUUCAUUGAUGCAGUGAGAUUUCAGAGGUAUACUCUUUUACCUGUCCCAACUGCUGAGUACUUUGUGGUUUCCGUGACCACAGAGAUUUAAAAAAAAAAAUGACCCGAUGAGGUCAGUGUAGCCAACAUUUCCCUCACCAGCCAAGAUGUGAGUUCUUGACAUUCCUCUUUGUGCUGUUUUAGCCAAUAUUAAAGCACCAAAUAAUGUUCUCGAUGCAUAUAUUGUAAUAAGUUUUAUUAAACUUUAUUAAUCUCUGUGAA
Molecule: messenger RNA, 2479 nt
Organism: Centropristis striata (black sea bass)
Lineage: Eukaryota; Metazoa; Chordata; Actinopteri; Perciformes; Serranidae
Gene: septin2
Product: septin 2
Exons: 13
Coding region: 135-1253 (372 amino acids)
Biological process (GO): regulation of exocytosis; cytoskeleton-dependent cytokinesis; cilium assembly
Cellular component (GO): microtubule cytoskeleton; synaptic vesicle; septin complex
Molecular function (GO): molecular adaptor activity; GTP binding; GTPase activity
Source: RefSeq, a predicted model, not a curated record